AUGCUGCCGCCGGGAAGUAUCAAACCGAUGGACCCUCUCAGCGCGUCACUGAGCCACGUUCCUCGACAGAAAACCGCAGUCGAGCCCAUGCAUCGUACCGGCACAUCGCCGGACAAGUUCCAGACAUCUCAAGUCGUGCCCGAGAGCCCGGCGGAUAAACGCGCAAGAGAAAGCUCCGUGUCCAGAGCCACAGCUGUGAACGAGCUCAUUCUGUUCCUUAAAAUCAUGGACGAAGUGGCCAUCCACCACAUCACACUGUACUUUAUCAAUAUCAACACUCUGGCUGUGAUUCUCAAGAUGGAACAGUCGUUCGCAAAGUACUACGCUAGCUCGCAGCGUAAACUGUACUUACGCGGCCUGCUGACGCUGAUUGGCUUCAUGAUCUCGACGUUCGUGUACGACUACGUUGUACUCUGGGAAGACUACAGUGUCGGUACGAAUGCCACUGCAGACGGCGUGGUGCGCACUAAACUGCCGAAAUUCACGAUAGUGGUGGUGUUAAAACUCGCGGUUGUGCUGCCGUUACUGUUUUUAACGUUUUUUCGAGCGAGGAAACACCCUUAUCACGAAGAUUUUAAGCUCACGUGGAUCUGCAUCUUCGUGGUGGCUUGCUACCCGGUCGUGUACAAUAAAAUCACAAACGACUAUGGCGUGUCGUGGGUCUGUCUCGUCAUCAUGUACGUCUACAGCUGCACGCCCAUCCGGUUCUUUCCCGUGUCGAUUUUCUGUCUUGGAUACUUAGCAACGUACGUCGUGGUUAUGCUCGCGUACGUCCCUGGCAGUGACAGUUCGUCUGCGUCCUCUAGCCGACAAGAAAUCGCCAAUGAGACGCUCUACGCGUGUCUGUUUUUCUUCUUGAUCUUACUUCCAAGCCAGUCUCGAGAGUUCGCUAUUCGUGUGAGCUACAUGAGUGAACUUAUGGUUUUAUUACAACAAGAACAGCUGAAAAUGGAGGAAACCAGAUCCAAAGCGUUACUUAACAGUAUGUUGCCCGAAUCGAUAGUCGUGCAGCUGCAAUGUGGACGAGAGCUUAUCGCGGAUGAAUACGCAGAAGCGACGGUUUUAUUCGCUGAAGUGUGCGACUUUGACCUCUUCUCGUCCAAAUUGCAACCUCAACAAGUCGUCGAGUUACUUAACAUUUUAUUUUACAAAUUCGACAAACUUGUAGAUGUCCAUCACGUGCAUAAAGUGGAGACGAUUGGGGCCGUCUACAUGGUCGUCGGAGGCUGUCCCGAUGUGAUCCAUAACCACGCUGAGCUCGUCGCAAAUUUGGCGUUAGAUAUGAUCCGAUGCAUUCCUGAAGUUAGUGCGAAAAUUGCACGUAAAAAUUGGGGCCAUAUGGUCACGAAUCUUAAUAUUCGAGUGGGGAUAAACACUGGGGGGCUGAUGGCUGGUGUGGUGGGGAUCCGGAACCCUCGCUUCAAGUUGUUUGGAGACACGGUGAACGUUGCUUCACGUAUGGAGACGACGAAUUUACCAGGCCAGAUUCAGAUCACGGAGGCGACUCAUAACGCCAUUUACCACAAGUUUCACACUGCGUUAAGAGGUAAAGUGUUCGUCAAAGGAAGAGGAGAGAUGGACACGUAUUUCUUACGUGGCAAGGGCGGAUACAUCGUACCACCAGCGUCAGUAGUUACGAGGGAACAAGGUACAUCCGACGUGGUUGUGGACCCUUCUCCGAGUACUCCUACUACAGGAAGAAGACGCACGACUCGACUACCCGUGUCCAACAUUAACGCUAUCCCGGAACACACCAAAACUGAUACAUCCGAUACCACGAAAUCUAAUCCUAGUGAGGAAACUCUAGCCCCUCUACCAACGACCUCAAAGACACCGAACGCGCGCCAACCGAGACGCACGAGUCGAUUGGGAGCUCUCGACGCUGCGAAUAAACAAAAAACCAUGGCCGACUUACUGUCUCUAGCCCCAGCAGCUGGACGGAAACCCUCCAUCAUGCAGCUACCGGAAGGCACGAAGCUUCCGCCAAUUCCAGACACUUCAAUGGCAUCUUCGCCCCCCCAAUCGCUACUCGCGUUAGCUGACCAGCCUCCGUCACCCUCAGCACCUUCACGUCUAGCUCAACGACGAGGAACCGUGAGUGCGCUUAGAAACCACAGUUUGAGUCAAAUUGCCACUGUACGUAGAUCACUCUUCCGAGAAAAUAUCUUCGAUAUCGUCGAAGAUAUCGACGCGAACGGAGACCCUGGAAACGACGAAAACUCCGCUUUCAGUGCCACAAUCAUGACGCUACCCAAGGGAUUAACGCGUACCGAGGUGUUGUUCCGAGUUCACGGCAAUCGCCCAGGCUUCCGUAGCUUAACGAAAGAAGCUUUCGAGUUCGAGGAAAGUUACCGGGUGGAAAAUCGAGCUCGCUGGCUGCGCUUCCUCCGCUUAUCCGUGACGGUCUUCCUGGUCCUAAAACCGUUUUUGACGCUCUACCAGACCAUCCGCCUGUCCACGGUGCGCUCUUUCGACGAGAGUCAGCUCAUUUUUCUACUCAACUUCUGCAUCAUGUACCCCGUCAUGCUGGCUUUUCUACUGCACAGUUUUUCGCCAGCUUUCAGCAAUUACGAACAAGUCGCGUCGGUGGUGGUCGUCUGGGUCGUGGCAAUGAUAUUGUGCACAGAAAGUCUGCUGACCAACUCUCUGGGCCACGCCUACAUGAGUGCACUGGCGCUGUAUCAAUGCUACUUUGCGAACGUAUCCUUCCUGCUUCGCGUGAUUAAUGGCUUUGAAAUUUUAGCGUUAUAUUUACUCGCUAAUCUCCUGAUCGCGCCGUACUUUGGAUGGGAAAUCAACGUCACGCAGCUCCGUGUGUUGCGCAAUGCGCUCUACAUUUUCAUGUUCUUUGCGGGCCAAGCGUGGGUCGUGUUUAAUUCCGAGUUUAAACAACGUAUCAACCAUUAUCGCGACAUUACGCUCAACUCGCAGAAGCAGAAACUCGUGGAAGAAGAGGCUCGAAUCACCAAAUUGUUGCUGAAUUUACUACCGGAGACUAUCGUGCACAAGCUCAAGGAGGACCCACAAACCACCAUCGCAGAUUUUUUUGAUAACGUGACUGUGUUAUUCACCGAUAUGGUGAAUUUCACCGCCUAUUCGUCCAAAGUUUCGGCUAUGGAGCUCGUACAGUUCCUCAACGAUAUGUAUACACGCUUCGAUACGAUCGCAGAGCGAGAGGUGCUGUAUAAAGUGGAGAUUAUCGGAGACGCCUAUUUUGUGGUGGGUGGGUGUCCCAUAGUGAAAACCAAUAAUGCAUUAGCGGUGGUGACUGCUGCCACCGACAUGUUCGCAGCGCUGCCGCUGUUGAGAUGUAACUGUGGUGUACCAGACCUGAAUAUCCGGAUUGGGGUACACUCGGGUCCAGUGUUGGCAGGCGUCGUGGGCAGUAAAGACCCUCGGUAUCAUCUUUUCGGUGAUACGGUGAGCAUUGCGCACUUCUUGGAGAGUAGCGGUGUACCUGGCCGCAUUCAUAUCAGCGAGAGCACGUGGGCUAGUAUGAACAAGGAGACCCCCGGACAUGGCUUCAAAGUCGAGUAUCAUACGCUGCUGUCUAUCAACGGCAGCUCCAAGAAACUACGCACGUACUUCGUACUCUGA
Messenger RNA from Phytophthora infestans T30-4, 3597 nucleotides. RefSeq names its product guanylate cyclase, putative. The coding region runs from base 1 to 3597 and encodes 1198 amino acids. NCBI's taxonomy places the organism in Eukaryota, Oomycota, Peronosporomycetes, Peronosporales, Peronosporaceae. Gene Ontology annotation, biological process: intracellular signal transduction; receptor guanylyl cyclase signaling pathway; cGMP biosynthetic process. Gene Ontology annotation, molecular function: guanylate cyclase activity; peptide receptor activity. The record is from RefSeq and is a predicted model, not a curated record. The transcript is spliced from 2 exons.